AUGAACCAUCCGCUAUUUAUAUCAUCGGAACCGACUCCCGACGGCAUGUGUGCUCCCAACGGCUAUUUGCUACGCGGAUGUGCUGACGUCAGCACCGCAGGUGUCAGGAGGAGCCAAGGACUCCGUAUCCAUCCUCACGAUCCUUCUUCUUCUUCCAGCUCUAGCGAUCAAUCCAAUGAAGCUUUCUUCAGCACCGGUGGUUUGUUUCUCGAACCGCCAGGCGUUUCCUCUUCCUUCUUCGACUCGAUCUCCUCCAAAUGCGUUUGCUCCGACUCCGAGCCUGUGCAUUUCUCCGGUUACUGGAGAAAGCAAACCCGCCUCCGCUCCGGUAAGGGCUUGCUGUUCCUUUCCGUGAGCUUGAGUAAAGACGCAUCCGAGCGGGAUGCUUUGACGGAAAACGACGAGAUUCGCGGCAAGGGAAAUGGAAAACGAAGAGUUUUCAGUGGAGUGAGGAGAAGCGGGACCAUGAACACACGAAAGCAUCUCUGGGCCGGUGCCGUAGCUGCCAUGGUUUCCAAAACUUUCUUAGCCCCACUUGAGAGACUAAAGCUGGAAUAUACAGUUCGUGGUGAGCAGAGGAAUUUGUUGGUGGUGGCUAAGACAAUCGCGACCACGCAAGGCUUCAGAGGAUUCUGGAAAGGUAAUUUGCUCAAUGUUCUCCGAACGGCUCCUUUCAAAGCAGUCAACUUUUGUGCCUACGAUACCUACAGAAAGCAGUUGCUUAGAAUCGCUGGGAAUGAAGAAGCAACCAACUUUGAGAGAUUCGUUGCCGGAGCUGCUGCUGGGAUUACCGCUACCGUACUCUGCUUGCCACUCGAUACUAUACGAACAAAACUAGUGGCUCGGGGUGGAGAAGCCUUGGGUGGGAUCGGAGGAGCUUUCAAGUAUAUGAUCCAAAACGAAGGAUUGUUGUCUCUCUACAAGGGUCUAGUCCCGUCCAUAGCAAGCAUGGCUCUGUCCGGUGCAGUUUUCUAUGGCGUUUACGAUAUCCUUAAAUCAUCCUAUCUGCAUACACCCGAAGGCAGGAAAAGGCUCAAAGACAUGAAGCAGCAAGGGCAAGAACUCAAUGCUCUGGACCGGCUUGAGUUAGGACCCAUCAGAACGCUCAUGUACGGUGCUUUGGCAGGUGCUUGUACUGAAGUAGCUACCUAUCCAUUUGAAGUAGUGAGACGGCAGCUUCAGAUGCAGAUUGGUAGAGACAAGCUCAGUGCGUUAGCCAUGGGAUUCAAUAUCAUUGAUAGAGGAGGGAUCCCGGCUUUAUACGCUGGACUUUUACCUAGCUUGCUCCAGGUAUUGCCUUCGGCUGCAAUAAGUUACUUUGUCUACGAGUGUAUGAAGAUAGUGCUUAAAGUAGAAUAACAAGAUUGGAGAAGUUUUCAACAGGAAAGAAGAUUAAGAUUUUGGAAGAGUACUACUACAUUUUAAGAAUCAUCCAUAGCACAAUGCAAGAGGAAUUAAUCUAUUGGCCAGAAGCAUUCAAUGAUAAUAUUUCUACUUUAAUCCUUUGGAAAUUUCUUGCUCCCUGAGAAUCAGAAUCUUCAAAAUCAAGAACAGAAGAUAAAUAAUCAAACUUCGUCCUCGUGGAGAAGCAUGUUUGGGAUUCCCUUGCUGACAGUAAACUUUCUAGCGGUUUCGGGGCAGACGAGAGAGCCUUCCUCGAGGUGGAGCUCGAGCAACGCGUGGUGGAAUUUCCUGAGAAAUGGUUCGUCGGAUUCUAGCGCCGUCGUGUCUGGUGCGUGAUCCGGAAGCUCGGUGUAUCCCAAAGAACGUGCACCGUCCACAAGAGCCUUCCACUCGAUCUUGGCGAGCAUGUGCCUGAGAAAAUCUGGGUUGAAAUCGACUUCCUUCUCAAUCACCUUCUCGGCUUCGAUCCGCAGAGGAAACUUGUUAACCACUCCCUUGAUGUUGCAAGACAGCAUGUUGUGCACUAUCAACCUCAUCUUCUUAUCUCUUUCUCUCUCACAAAGUCACAAUGCAACGAGCAAGAGACGCGCGAGGAAGACGAAGUGUCGUGGCGGCUGACGGCGGAAGUGGAAGACAAAGCGUCGUGGUGGCUGAUGAUUGACGAAAAGGACGAGAAUACCCCUGUAGUAUUAGCUAGAUCUUAUUAUAAAACUGAUUUAGUUUUGUAAAUGGGCUUACUCCAUUUAAGGCCCAUAGCUAGAAAGGUUUAAUGACUAUAAGCUGAUCCAUGUGUUCACUAUACGUGUCGUUAAUGUACACAGUCGCUUAAACCAGAAACACAAAUCAGGCUAGAUUAAAUUAGUCAGAAAGUUGCC
Thlaspi arvense is the source of this 2279-nucleotide messenger RNA. Lineage: Eukaryota; Viridiplantae; Streptophyta; Magnoliopsida; Brassicales; Brassicaceae. The record is from the annotation of a GenBank genome assembly.